AUGAAUGUGGAUGAACAUGGUAAUCAUGUAAAUCCAGGACAACUUGAAAUAACUGAUUUCGAUUUGAUUCUUUACCAAAGAGGUAAAUCACCCAUUAAAUGGCCUUUGAGAACUCUCAGAAGAUACGGUUUCGAUGCUGAACAUUUUAGUUUCGAAUCUGGGAGAAGGUGUCAAACAGGACCUGGGAUUUAUGCUUUUCGAUGUCGCAGAGCUGAACAAUUAUUUAAUCUUUUACAAAGUAGAAUUCAAACAAGGUUGAAUGGUGAAAAUGAAAUAAAUGAUAAUUCUGGGAAUUUUGGUAAUUCCAUCAUCAAUAGGGAUUCAAUGUAUUUGGAACCGGCACCGUUGAGGAGAGGGAAUCCCGGUAGUAGGUUUUCAUCUCAAAAUGGCAUGACGCGUUUGAGUUCGGUCGGUAGCGCGAGUGGAAGUUUGGGACCAUUGUCACCCCAAAGUGUCAAUUCCGUACCUUUGCCAUUGGAUACGGUGCCACUCAUUCCUCCGCUUCCGACGAAUCGUACGACAAAUCAAAAUUUGUACGCGAACGAAGACAUAAUCGCAUCCGUGACGCAAGAUAUGGAAGAAACGAAUAAUAAUAAAACGUUGAACGAACCCUCUUAUUCACCGUUGGAACCCUCUUAUUUGAAUUCAACGGUUUUGGAUUUGUUGGCAAAAGACGAUUUGAACAAUAUAACGAACGGUGAAAACGAUGAAAAAGACGUGGUAGGAGAUGAACCAUCUAGUCCGCUCAUAGAUAAUAAUCAUUUGUACAUGAAUAUAAUACCGGGAACGGAUAAGGUAGCACCGAGGCUGAAUUACAUAGUUUUAGAUUUGGAACCGAGUACCGGGGAUCCGCCGAAAUCACCGACGUCUAUGGCACCCCCGGAUCCGACGAGAAAACUUUCCGGUGGUUAUGCCGCCAUUGAUUUUAAAAAAACCGUCGCGCUUUCUCAUUCGGUCAAUCCGAAUUUCGACACGGACAGUGAAAGUUUAAGAAAAACGAGACACAGUUCGAACGCGAAUUCAAAUUUGUUCGCGAACGAAAGGCACAAUUCGACAACGGCCAACGAGUAG
Messenger RNA from Pediculus humanus corporis (human body louse), 1071 nucleotides. RefSeq lists its product as uncharacterized. Gene Ontology annotation, biological process: cell surface receptor protein tyrosine kinase signaling pathway. The transcript has 2 exons. The coding region runs from base 1 to 1071 and encodes 356 amino acids. Gene Ontology annotation, cellular component: cytoplasm. The record is from RefSeq and is a predicted model, not a curated record. Lineage: Eukaryota; Metazoa; Arthropoda; Insecta; Psocodea; Pediculidae.